Molecule: messenger RNA, 1525 nt
Organism: Nematolebias whitei (Rio pearlfish)
Lineage: Eukaryota; Metazoa; Chordata; Actinopteri; Cyprinodontiformes; Rivulidae
Gene: nsun3
Product: NOP2/Sun RNA methyltransferase 3
Exons: 6
Coding region: 6-1310 (434 amino acids)
Biological process (GO): rRNA methylation
Cellular component (GO): mitochondrial large ribosomal subunit
Molecular function (GO): methyltransferase activity
Source: RefSeq, a predicted model, not a curated record
AGAAUAUGUGGAGUAAAAUCUGGCUUGAAACAAGGAAGGUAAACCCGGUACUGCUAUCAUUUAACUGCCACACAGUUUCAGAUGGUGCUCUGGGAUCUUUGAAAAACAAGGCAAGAAAAGCAAUCACAAGACAAAGACCCUUUUGUUCAGCAGUCCUCGAACACUUUGACCACCAGUACAGUGAGGAACUUGGAGACUUGUGGCCAUCAGCAAGAGCAGUGCUCCUGGACCCUCAGUCCUGGCAAUAUGGGGUCAUGUUAAACCGCUUCAGCACAGUGACAGAUAUAACACAGGUUGUUCUGUCCCUGGGCUUUUCAUCAUUGCCCCCACAAACCGAUGUCUCGGCACUGCUUUCUUAUGCUGCCUCCUCUGUGUCUAAUUCUAAAUAUGAAGAAGGACAAGACACUCUGUUGUCACCUCCGUACAUCUCAAAGUGCCCCCCUGAGGACUACAUCCUCCAACCUGACGCUACCUCUCAGGACUCUCUGACAGAGUUCAUUCUCAGUUUGCCUCAUUCUUCAUUACAAUGUUACGUCCACCCACAUCCGCUGCGGUUUCCUUCUCAGGCUCACAGGCCCGGUUGGUUGAAGCAGUACUACCUUCUGAAUGCUGCCUCCCUGCUUCCAGUUCUGGCUUUGCAAGUCAGAGAUGGGGACAAAGUUUUGGAUCUUUGUUCUGCCCCAGGGGGCAAAGCUAUAGCCAUAAUGCAGAGUGCAACUCCAGCGCUCCUCUGCUGUAAUGAACCGGACCCUCACAGACGAGACUGGCUGUCCAAAACCCUUGAGUCUUUCCUGCCUCACUCACUGAACAACAGUGUGAUUGUGUCUGCGCAGGACGGACGGUCUUUUGGGCACAGCAAGCCUGGUUUUUAUGACAAGGUUUUGGUUGAUGCUCCUUGUUCCAAUGACAGAAGCUGGCUGUAUUGUGGUUCUCAGCAGCAGGGGGAACAGAGACUCAAGGACAGAGCCAGGUUGCCCGUGCUCCAGGCUCAGCUCCUUAGGUCUGCACUAUCUGCAGUGCGUCGAGGGGGUGUUGUGGUGUAUUCAACCUGCACGCUGUCGAGCUUUGAGAACCGUGCUGUUGUUGAGGCGGUGCUGAACGACUUUCCUGAAGCUGAACUUGAAGAUCUGUGGGAGGAGAUUGCCAGUCCUUUAUCAAAAUACUUCAUGUUUAGUCCUCAUCUUGCCCGUGGACAGACACAUGCAAACCCAUCCCUGUUGCCACUGAGCAGCAGACUGGGAAUUCUAGUGGUUCCUCAGCCAGGCAAGACCUGGGGACCAAUGUUUUUGUCUCGAAUUAGAAGAAAAUAGAGUAUUUCUUUCUAUCCAAAGGGCAUACGUGUAAUGAAACUGUAUGAAGCACUGUUUUUAGGGCUUAUGAAUAACUCGCCACAAACUCUGUGAACUUCACUUUGCAGAAAAUACAGAGGACGCUAACAGCAGCAGGACUUUAUGGAUGUUAACAUGUCGGGGACGACAUACAUACAGCUUUCUGAAAACCUGAACUGAAGCAGUUUUAACUCAGC